CCCCUACUUUGGUUCUAUCGUUGUUUUAGAAGUACAGCUCUCCUACUGCGGGGCCCCAUCCCGAGAACUCAUCGAGGCUGUGACUGGAAGCCAGACACCCUUGUGGCCGCAGCCCAGGCGUGCCACCUCCCUGCACCCGGUCGGGAGCUGCGGACCCGGGAGCAUUUCUAAGAUGAGAAGCAGGAGCAAUUCUGGGGUCCGCUUGGAUGGAUACGCGCGACUUGUGCAACAAACCAUCCUGUGUUACCAGAAUCCCGUCACCGGGCUGCUGUCAGCCAGUCAUGAGCAGAAGGACGCCUGGGUUCGUGACAACAUCUACAGCAUCCUGGCUGUGUGGGGCCUGGGCAUGGCCUACCGCAAGAAUGCCGACCGCGAUGAGGACAAGGCCAAGGCCUACGAGUUGGAGCAGAACGUGGUGAAACUGAUGCGGGGCCUGCUCCAGUGCAUGAUGAGACAGGUGGAUAAAGUGGAGAAGUUCAAGCACACUCAGAGUACCAAGGACAGCCUGCAUGCCAAGUAUAACACUGCUACCUGCAGCACCGUGGUUGGGGACGACCAGUGGGGCCACCUCCAGGUUGAUGCCACCUCCCUUUUCCUACUGUUCCUGGCGCAGAUGACUGCUUCCGGUUUGCGUAUCAUUUUCACCCUGGAUGAAGUGGCCUUCAUACAGAACCUUGUUUUUUACAUAGAAGCUGCAUAUAAAGUUGCUGACUAUGGCAUGUGGGAACGAGGAGAUAAGACUAAUCAGGGCAUUCCGGAAUUGAAUGCAAGCUCUGUGGGAAUGGCCAAGGCAGCGCUUGAGGCGAUUGAUGAACUGGACCUCUUUGGAGCCCACGGAGGACGCAAGUCGGUGAUCCACGUCCUGCCUGAUGAGGUGGAGCACUGCCAGUCUAUUUUGUUCUCCAUGCUGCCGAGAGCAUCGACAUCUAAAGAGAUUGAUGCUGGCCUUCUUCCCAUUAUUUCCUUCCCGGCGUUUGCAGUGGAAGAUGUGAACCUGGUGAAUGUGACCAAAAAUGAAAUUAUUUCCAAGCUGCAGGGGCGUUAUGGAUGCUGCCGCUUCCUUCGAGAUGGUUACAAGACCCCACGAGAGGAUCCAAACCGAUUGCAUUAUGACCCCGCUGAACUCAAGCUGUUUGAAAACAUCGAAUGUGAGUGGCCCGUGUUCUGGACAUAUUUCAUAAUAGAUGGAGUCUUCAAUGGCGAUGCUGUUCAGGUCCAAGAAUACCGCGAGGCCCUGGAGGGAGUGCUGAUCAGAGGCAAGAAUGGGAUCCACCUGGUGCCAGAGCUCUACGCCAUCCCACCCAGCAAGGUAGACGAAGAGUAUAAGAAUCCUCACACGGUGGACAGAGCUCCCCUGGGGAAGCUGCCCCAUCUGUGGGGUCAGUCCUUGUACAUCCUCAGCUCACUGUUGGCGGAGGGAUUCCUUGCCACUGGUGAAAUCGAUCCCUUGAACAGAAGGUUUUCCACUUCCGUCAAACCUGAUGUCGUGGUGCAAGUUACAGUUCUGGCAGAGAACAGUCACAUUAAGGAGCUGCUAAGGAAACACGGGCUGGCCGUGCAGAGUAUCGCGGACAUCUACCCAAUCCGCGUCCAGCCUGGCCGGAUUCUUAGUCAUCUUUAUGCCAAACUUGGACGGAAUAAGAAUCUGAAAUUGAGUGGACGACCUUAUCGGCCCAUCGGCGUUCUUGGGACAUCUAAACUAUAUGUGAUUAGGAACCAAAUCUUUACCUUCACACCCCAGUUCACUGACCAGCAUCACUUCUACCUGGCCCUGGACAACGAGAUGAUGGUGGAGAUGCUGCGGAUCGAGCUAGCCCACCUGUGCACCUGCUGGCGGAUGACGGGCAGACCCACGCUCACCUUCCCUGUCACCCACACCAUGCUCAUAAAUGAUGGCUCAGACAUUCAUGCUGCAGUUCUUUCUACAAUUAGGAAACUAGAGGAUGGAUAUUUUGGAGGUGCUAGAGUAAAAUUAGGGAGCCUUUCCGAAUUUCUCACCACAUCUUUCUACACCUAUCUGACCUUCCUGGAUCCAGACUGUGAUGAGAAGUUGUUUGAUGAUGCCAGCGAAGGGAGCUUCAGUCCUGACAUGGACUCAGAUUUGGGAGGAUAUUUGGAAGAUGUAUAUAAUCAAGGUAAUCAAGAAAGCCAGGACGAGCUUGACCAGUAUAUCAACCACCUAACGCAGAGCACUUCCUUGAAGUGCUAUCUGCCCCCACUUUGUAAGAAGACAGAAGACAGCCAUGUUUUCAGUGCCAUCCACUCCACUCAGGAUAUACUUUCCAUGAUGGCAAAAGCAAAGGGUUUGGAAAUUCCAUUUGUUCCCAUGACUUUGCCGACUAAAGUUCUAAGUGCCCACCGCAAAUCGCUGAAUCUUGUUGAUUCUCCUCAGUCACUCCUAAAAAAGGGCCAGGCUCCAGGAGAUGACCUCCAGUGGCCCAGAGACGACCACGGGGACUUGGACUGUGAGAAGCUGGUUGAGCAGCUGAAAGAUUGCUCGAAUCUACAGGACCAAGCAGACAUUUUGUACAUUCUGUAUGUAAUAAAGGGUCCCAGCUGGGACACGAAUCUCUCCGGACAGCACGGGGUCACCGUUCACAACCUACUCAGCGAGCUCUAUGGGAAAGCAGGCCUGAACCAGGAGUGGGGCUUGAUUCGUUACAUCUCAGGCCUGCUCAGGAAAAAGGUGGAGGUCCUGGCCGAGGCCUGCACCGACCUGCUGUCCCACCAGAAGCAGCUCACUGUAGGCCUGCCCCCCGAGCCCCGGGAGAAGACCAUUUCCGCGCCCCUUCCCCCAGAGGAGCUCACCAAACUCAUCUAUGAAGCCAGUGGGCAGGACAUCAGCAUUGCUGUGCUCACCCAGGAGAUCGUGGUUUACCUGGCCAUGUACGUCAGGGCCCAGCCCAGGCUCUUUGUGGAGAUGCUCAGACUCCGGAUCGGGCUGAUCAUUCAGGUGAUGGCCACGGAGCUGGCGAGGAGCCUGAACUGUUCAGGAGAAGAAGCUUCUGAAAGUUUAAUGAAUCUCAGCCCGUUUGACAUGAAAAAUCUCUUGCACCAUAUUCUAAGUGGAAAAGAAUUUGGCGUUGAAAGAAGCAUGCGGCCUAUACACUCCUCCACCUCCAGCCCUGCCAUCUCCAUCCAUGAGGUGGGGCAUACCGGAGUCACCAAAACCGAGAGGAGUGGCAUUAACAGACUGAGGAGUGAGAUGAAGCAGAUGACCAGGCGAUUUAGUGCUGAUGAACAGCUCUUCCCUGUGAGCCCAGCCACAGCCGGCAGCGUGUACUCCUCCAAGUCUGCGAGGUCCAGUACCCCAUCCUCACCCACUGGCACGUCUUCGACAGACUCAGGUGGCCAUCACAUUGGCUGGGGAGAGCGGCAGGGCCAGUGGCUGCGCAGGAGAAGGCUGGAUGGGGCCAUCAACAGGGUCCCCGUGGGGUUCUACCAGAAAGUGUGGAAGAUACUUCAGAAGUGCCACGGUCUGUCCAUCGAUGGUUACGUGCUCCCUUCUUCAGCAACACGAGAGAUGACCCCGCAAGAGAUCAAGUUCGCUGUGCAUGUAGAGUCAGUGCUGAACCGUGUGCCCCAGCCAGAGUACCGGCAGCUGCUGGUGGAGGCCAUCAUGGUGCUGACGCUGCUCUCAGACGCGGAGAUGAACAGCAUCGGGGGCAUCAUCCACGUGGACCAGAUCGUGCAGAUGGCCAAUCAGCUGUUCCUGCAGGACCAGAUGUCGAUGGGAGCCAUGGACACCCUGGAGAAAGACCAGGCCACUGGCAUUUGCCACGUCUUCUAUGACAGUGCCCCAAGCGGGGCAUAUGGGACAAUGACCUACCUGACAAAGGCAGUUGCUUCUCAUUUGCAGGAACUGCUGCCGAAUUCGGGCUGCCAGACGCAGUAGAUCCUCGACACUCGGCCCUCCAGUCCCGCCAAGAACUUCUGUCCCCGAGCCCCUGUGCUGUCACGAAGCAUGUCCCAUCAGAAGUACUGGCAAGGAGGAGAUGGCCACCAGUGACCUGAAGCCAGUGUAUGUCUCCACCACAGAGAGAGCCCUGUGUCCCCUGCUCCCCCACAGAGCACCACAGAUCAUUGUCUGGGUUCAUUUGGCUGGGACAUUUGUCACAGCAUCUGGUCUUCUGGAGUCUGAGGCGGAAUUGGAAAUUGGUGUCGUUCGCGUGAGAGUGAACUGAGAAGCCAGUUUAAAUUGGCGCUUGCAGAGUGUUAACCGAAAUAGGCUCGAUGAGCGAGUGACACAUCUUAAUGAUGAAACAUCCUUCCAGAAGCAGCAGCAGCAGCAGCAGUGAGACGAGUGGACCUUGACAAACGGCACAUCCUAACAGGAUACAGUCUGUCUGCAAACCAAACUCUUUACCAAAUAGAACAACUUUAUCUUUCUGUGGAAUUAGGGGUUUCUCAUACUUUGCUUUCUUGGCCUGUUGCUUUCUUGGCAGAACUAUUUUCCAGCGACAUAAUUCUAACCCAGAUUUAGGAAGUUGCUCCCAGUUACUUUGGCUCACGGUCUUCAAGGAUUUCAUCCUCGCUGCCCAUGAACUAGGAGUUUCUCGCGUUUCAGAAACAAACCCCACAUCUUCUGAAAUCUAGUGAACCUGCACAUAGGCACGCAUUGAAGGGGAAGCCAGCUCUUCCUGCAUCUGGGCCAAGUGUGUGUGGAACUGGGGCAGGCAGGGGAGUCCGUCUGGGAGGACGGUGCUGCCCGAUCUGCCCCCCUUCCCAUCCCCAACUGGGGAGACCACCAUGGCAGGCUCUGGGGGAGCCACAUGAUGAGCCCGUGGCCCUAGAUGCGUUGGGAAUGAGCGUUGUGCUCAUGCAGCAGCAAUGCUCCUCUCUGAGAUUGAGCCCAGCCGAGGCCCCCACCCCUUCCCAGAAGGCUGGUGUGAUGGAUGGUAGAGGAGGAAGGGCAAACCAGAGCACAGGGCCUUCCCAGUCUGUGGCCAGUGUCCUGGUGAGUGGUGUUUCUCUCAGACAUCAUCUGACCUGGGGUGGGGUGUAGACAACAAUAGGGGUCCAUUAUUUCUGCGAGCUAUAUGCUGAGCUCCAGCUAGUGGAUAAUGGUGGGUCAAAUUUUUGAGGUCCCUCUGCUCAGGGGACACUGUAGUUUUGCUGAUAAGUCUCUGUGUGGGUGGGAAGAGCCGAGGCUCUGGCUGUUUGCAGGGGACUUCUGGGGCCCCUCAGAGCUGAGAAGCAAGACUGAAGGCUUUUCUGGAAGCUGGGCACCCUGUGUUCCUGCUGCUUCCUGCUAAGAGUCCCUCUUCGCUCCAAAGUGAAUACUUCAUUUUGCCCUGGGAGACGGUCGAGAACACGAGCACUGUGUUCCGUGGGCGGGGACGGACAGCAUGCUUUUUACCUGAGCCACGGUCCUGUCCCAGCAAAGUGCUCAGUACUUCCAUGAAGUAAAGCCUCACCAUUUCUGCUCCUGUGACUUCCCUCAUCCGUCUUUCCCUUCCUCCCUCUUUCUUAUCCAUGUUAGUGCUAAGACCUUUCUCCUCAGAUGACUAGAUCCUUCCUUCCUUCCUUGA
Messenger RNA from Condylura cristata (star-nosed mole), 5531 nucleotides. RefSeq names its product phosphorylase kinase, alpha 2 (liver) (gene PHKA2). Gene Ontology annotation, biological process: glycogen metabolic process. Lineage: Eukaryota; Metazoa; Chordata; Mammalia; Eulipotyphla; Talpidae. The record is from RefSeq and is a predicted model, not a curated record. Bases 173 to 3895 code for a protein of 1240 amino acids. The transcript has 33 exons. Gene Ontology annotation, molecular function: calmodulin binding. Gene Ontology annotation, cellular component: phosphorylase kinase complex.